Sceloporus undulatus (fence lizard) is the source of this 989-nucleotide messenger RNA. RefSeq names its product actin binding transcription modulator (gene ABITRAM). Gene Ontology annotation, molecular function: actin filament binding; actin monomer binding. Gene Ontology annotation, cellular component: lamellipodium; dendrite; filopodium tip. The transcript is spliced from 6 exons. Gene Ontology annotation, biological process: regulation of filopodium assembly; regulation of actin filament polymerization; dendrite morphogenesis. The record is from RefSeq and is a predicted model, not a curated record. The coding region runs from base 73 to 642 and encodes 189 amino acids. NCBI's taxonomy places the organism in Eukaryota, Metazoa, Chordata, Lepidosauria, Squamata, Phrynosomatidae.
GGAAGUGGCGGUUCUUUUCCGGGUUGUCGUUAAGUUAGCGCUGUCUCUCCCUGGGCGCGCGCUCGAGGCGCCAUGGCGGCGGAAGGCCCUGAUUCAGCUCCCGCUGCCAUGGCAACGGUGCCCGGGGUGACGGAGCGCUACUUCACCCGCUGGUACAAGCCAGAUGUAAAAGGUAAGCCAUGUGAGGAUCAUUGCAUAUUGCAGCAUUCUAACAGAAUCUGUGUCAUCACUAUAGCUGAUGCUCACCCUGUUCUGCAAAAGGGAAAGAGAAUUGAGAGUAUUAGUUACCAGAUAAGUGCCAACUGCAGUCGGCUGCAGAAUAAAGUCUCUGGAAAAUCCAAACGGGGUGCUCAGUUUCUAACAGAACUUGCCCCACUGUGUCGAAUAACCUGUACAGAUGGAGAUGAAUAUACCAUAUACAGCUGUAUAAGAGGGAGAUUGAUAGAAGUGAAUGAAAACAUUCUGAAAAGCCCAUCUCUUCUUCAAGAAAAGCCUUUCACAGAGGGAUACAUUGCAGUUGUAUUACCAAAGUUUGAAGAAAGCAAAAGAAUAACCGAGGGGCUCUUGACAAGGAAAGAAUACGAAGAGGUGUUCUCAAAACGUUUAAUACCACCUCAUGAUACAAUACAGAGUGAGAACUAAAUACAUUUCAUAGCAGAAAUAUGAAUUGUGUAAUACAGAUUCCAGUAUAUCCCAUGGUAAAGUGACUUUAUGAACUUUCGUGCUUAAAGGAAAGGAGAGGGACUGGGCAAAAAUACUAUGAAACUGAAAGAACAACAUGACUGAAAAGUUUUGAAUUUCUGUUCAGGUGAGGCAAAAGGAAGCCAGGCUUUAAGAAUGUAAAGUACCAAGUAUAUUUUAAAAUCUGUUUCAGUGGUAUCAACAGAACCUGGCCUAACUGGUUGGACUAUAACCAUACUGUUGUAUUUAAAGGUGCAGUGUCAAAAUAUUUUUCCAGUCAUGUCAAUAAAAGCUCUUGUUUACCAAUA